AGUGAGGUUAGGUUAUCCAUAGAUAACACAUGUCAUCGACUAAUUCAAGAUAUUUCUUUAACCGAAGAUAUUCAUGUCUAGAAAUAUUUAUUAUUGUAUAUUUUAUUUGUAUUUUGCACAUUCAAACUUCGUAUUGAUUCAUUCGACAAGUGGAUUUUAAAAUCAUGUUGUUACAUCUUUUUAAGUGGAAACCGCCUCGGACCCUCUUCAGACGGCAACACUUCUCAUCGUAUUUUAUUACAACUCCUAUUUUCUAUGUAAAUGCUGAGCCGCACAUGGGACAUCUCUACACCGCAUUAAUUGCAGAUGCGGCAGUUCGAUUUCAAUUGCUCCUUAAAGAGGACGCAUCACCAUUAUUCAGCACAGGGACUGAUGAGCAUGGAAGCAAAAUUCAGAAAGCUGCGGAAUCUUCAAAUACCUCCCCCGGUAAAUAUUGCUCAGAAAUAUCAAAGAGAUAUCAAUCCCUUUUUGAUUCUUGUGGAAUCAAGUACUCUCACUUUAUCAGAACUUCAGAUGCUGCACACAAAGAAGCAGUGCAACAUUUCUGGAUUGAGCUAGAAAAACGCGGGCAUAUCACUCCUGGAUCCUAUUCGGGCUGGUACUGUUCAGCAGAUGAAGCUUUUCUUACAGACUUGCAAUUAAAAACUGUGAAAAAUGCUGAUAAUACUGAAAUGAAAGUCAGUGCUGAAUCUGGUCGUGCUGUAGAAUGGACUGAAGAAAGUAAUUUCAAGUUUAACCUGGGAAAAUUCAUCCCAGAUGUACUUCACUGGUUAAAAACAGAGCAGCCGGUGGAACCUAAACCUUUCUAUGACUUGCUGUUACAUUGGAUCACGGAGUUGCAGAAUGAAGGUUUCACGGAUUUAUCGGUGUCAAGACCAUCAAGUCGCGUUCACUGGGGCAUUCAAGUCCCUGGUCAUCCGGAACAAACAAUUUAUGUGUGGCUGGAUGCCCUUGUAAAUUAUUUAACUGUUGCUGGGUAUCCAAAAAAUUUAAGCAAGUGGCCUCCUGAUGUACAUGUCCUAGGUAAAGAUAUAUUGAAAUUUCAUGGUCUUUAUUGGCCUGCAUUUCUCAUUGCUGCUGGCCUUGAGCCUCCCAGGAAACUUCAAGUUCAUGCUCAUUGGACUGUCGAUGGAGAGAAAAUGUCCAAAUCUGUAGGAAAUGUCAUCAAUCCUUUUGAGAAAAUUGAAUCAUUCUCAGUUUCUGGUUAUCGAUAUUUCUUGUUGCGUGAAGGAACACCUCAUAGCGAUGCAAAUUACAGCGAAACCAAAAUUCUCAGAAUGUUAAACUCUGAAUUAGCGGAUUCGUUAGGGAACCUAUUAAAUCGGUGCACAGGUUCAGCGAUCAAUGUCAUGCAAGCUUUCCCAGCUUUUUCGGCCUCAGAGUUUGACAAACUACGGCAGGACAAUAGUGACUUGGCAGAUUUAGCGAACAGAAUUGAAAAUCUUCAAGAUGAAGUGAGGCAUCACUACGAGGCAUUUAAUUUCUAUAAAGGAAUUGAGUACACCAUCCUGACAGUCCACGUGAUCAACAGAUUUUUUGAACACUGUGAGCCGUGGAAUUUGAAAAAGGAUCCUGCAAAAAGCGAAAAGUUACGAUGUGUUCUACAUGCAACCAUGGAAUCACUGAGGAUUUGCGCCAUUGCUCUUUCACCAGUCAUACCCAUAUUAUCUUCCACCCUUCUAGAUAAAUUGUCCGUUGCAAAAGAUAAACGAAGUUGGAAGAACUUGGUACCCAGUUGGAAACGUAAAGACUCUGAUGAAGACUUGGCAUUAUCCAAAGAAAAAGUUGUACUAUUUCAACGAAUAAAGUAGUUGGUGUUUUUUUACAGUAAUCCAUUUUUUUCGUUUUUGACAAAACGUUGAAAGUAGAACUGAACCUUUUGACUUUCAUCCCAACAAAUUUAAUUUUUUGAACAGCUACUUUGAGUUUGAAAGCUCGGAAAAUCACGGCUAGUUCUGUUCAGUGGGAUAGUUGAAGUGAAUGUACACAUGUUGUGGCAGACAACUUUCUCUGUCCAAAUUACCAUAUUUGCCUCAUCAAAUUGUGAAUCAUUUUUGUAGACAAUUAAAAGUAUCACAUCGCUCAUGUUAAAGAAUCAUUGAAAAGUGGGCUAGAGUUGAGCUACUGGAAUUAACUGC
Bemisia tabaci is the source of this 2138-nucleotide messenger RNA. It is a transcript of the gene MetRS-m, whose product is annotated as Methionyl-tRNA synthetase, mitochondrial. Gene Ontology annotation, biological process: methionyl-tRNA aminoacylation. The record is from RefSeq and is a predicted model, not a curated record. Lineage: Eukaryota; Metazoa; Arthropoda; Insecta; Hemiptera; Aleyrodidae. Gene Ontology annotation, molecular function: methionine-tRNA ligase activity; ATP binding.